Messenger RNA from Histoplasma mississippiense, 1422 nucleotides. RefSeq lists its product with no specific name. Gene Ontology annotation, molecular function: threonine-type endopeptidase activity. Gene Ontology annotation, biological process: protein maturation. The record is from RefSeq and is a predicted model, not a curated record. NCBI's taxonomy places the organism in Eukaryota, Fungi, Ascomycota, Eurotiomycetes, Onygenales, Ajellomycetaceae. The coding region runs from base 1 to 1422 and encodes 473 amino acids. The transcript has 4 exons.
AUGGUUUUUUCUCAUUCGAAAGAGGCACAUCCUCAGAAUGUGUCCGCGAUUUUUAUCCAUGCUGGCGCGGGAUUCCACAGCUACCAAGCUGAGUCAACCCAUCUUUGGGUGUGCAAUCAGGCCGCAACGCUCGGAAUGGCUGUGCUGAGAGCCGGAGGACGCGCUGUGGACGCCGUCGAAGUCGCCGUCAAAUUUUUGGAGGACCAUGAAAUCACAAAUGCAGGUUAUGGCAGCAAUCUCUCUGUUCAUGGCACUGUGGAGUGCGACGCGACCAUUGUGGACCAUUUGGGCCGAAGUGGCGCUGUGGGUGCUGUGGAACAUAUCAAAAACCCCAUUUCCCUUGCGCGUCUUGUUUUAGAUGUUUCGACCAAACCUUUGUCUUUGAACAGAGUGCCACCAAAUCUUCUAGUUGGCCCAGGGGCAACAGAAUUUGCAUAUGAAAAUGGAAUGCCAGUCCUCCAUGCUGACUUCCUCGUUUCCGGAGGAUCUCGCGAACGGUGGCUGCGGUGGAAACGGGAUUUAGCCCAAGUCGAGGCAGAGGAAAACCAAGAAGAGGCGCCAAAGAGCGCACAAUAUCAGCACCCCGGGCACACUUCGUCAACUAGGUCUCGUUUUUCUAGCCCCGGUCGUGGUAUUACUUCAAGGUCAUGGUGGCGUUCGACAAACCCUACAAACCCUCCGUCAGGGUCUGAUGGACCCGAUGGCGUGGCGUCUCCAGACACCGUUAUUCGACCUCAUGCACAUCUACCUGAUGCAAGUGAACGAGAGUACGAAGAACAUAUCAAUACCGGGUGUUUAGGCCUUGAUCUCAACAAUGCAGAAGGUGUUGCGGAAUCCCAAGGUGGAACUGAUGGCUCCUCCCACCCCGCGGAACUCCGAAAGCGGAAGCGGACCAGGUUGCCUUUAGAGUCAGGCACAUCCACAUCGACCUCUUUUGGAUAUGCAGGAAAGGCUAUCCCGCCUGAACAUGUCGGAGAUCAACCCCAAAGGGACCCGGCUGAGGAAUCUCCUCAGCAUGGCUACAUAAUGGGUUCAGAUGAUAACAUUAUUGACACUGUUGGGGCUAUCGCUGUGGAUUGCCAUGGAAACAUUGCAGCAGGUUCUUCUUCUGGUGGUAUUGGCAUGAAACAUAGCGGACGCACUGGCCCAGCAGCUCUCGUGGGCGUUGGAACUGCCGUUAUCCCAGUUGAUCCCAAAGACGAAGCAAGAACAUGCGUUGCGGCUGUGACAAGCGGCACCGGUGAGCAUAUGGCUACAACGAUGGCCUCCAACGUUUGCGCAGAGCGGAUAUAUUCAAGCACCCGGAAAGUCGCAGGACAGCCAGGCGUUUUUGAGACCGUGAAUGAAGACGAGGCACUGGAAGCCGUGAUCGACGUCAUCCGGGUGUUAAAAGUAGCCACUGCCAUGCUGCGAUUGGGGUGA